UAAAAUAUUGUUAUUAUUCUAUGUUCUACUUUGAUAUAUGUGUUUUCGAGCCUGUGAUUUGUAGGUUAACUAAUUUUAACCUUUUAGUUUCUAAAUGAAAAUUUUCAUUUUUAAUUUUUCCCUUCUAUUGUGAAAAAAUGAAACAGCAUAGAAUUUUUAUAGAAAAUCUCCCCGAAACUGUUAGUGAAGAUGAAAUUAAAUCUAAAUUCCAACAAUUUGGUGAAGUGAUUUCUAUUGAGAUCAAGGAAAGAAAAGUGGUUACUUUCAAACAUUCAUCAUGUUUCUUCGCAUACGUAAAUUUGAUGACAGAUGAUGCUGUUCUUCAAGAAUGUUUUCAAACAUUCAAUCAAGAACCAUGGCACGGGAACUAUGUAACCUUAAAAAUAGCUAAAGAAAGUUUUUUGGAGAGAUUGAAGAGAGAACGUGAAACAGAUCCUCUAAAAAAGGAGGCAAAGAGUCCAGUUAUAGAAAAUACAAAACCUGUUCUUCAUAACUCUGAAAAUAACAUUUCUUGUGAAACAAAAAAAAAUAUAGAUAAUUCCUCCAUUACAUCAGAAAAAAAAAGGGCUGGAAAUAAGGGAGUCAAACGAAAAAAGGAUAUUUCAUGCAUUUCUUCAGAUUCCUCUGAGGAACAUACAAAUGUGAAUACAAAGAAUGAAAAUACAUAUAGUUUAGAUGAAGAAGAUAAGGAACCUAAACAAGAAAAUAGUGAGGAAAUUAUCCUAGUCAGAAAAGCAAAUAGAGGUGCAAAGUUUAUCAAUGGUUUAUUGAAAAUAGAAGAUUUUGGCAAGGGUUCAUCUGAAUCAACAUGCAAUCAAAAAGUCUUGGAAAAACAUCAAUUUGAAGCAGAAAUUAGAAGAAAAAAAGCACUUGAUGAGAAGAGGAAAAAUUAUCGUCUACAGAAAAAUGCUUUUAAUUUAUUUCGGCAAAAUCCUAAAAUAAUAAAAUUUACUGAUGAUGACACUGAGGAAAAUGGGAAAAGUUCUGAAAACAAAAAAAAAAGGAUAAAGCUCACAUUAUUUGAUAAUGCUGAUUCUGAUGUGGAUGACACUUUGGAUAUAAAAAAAAAUAUUGAGAAUAGGAUUGAAAGUGACAAGAGAUUUGAAUUAGAUCAUAGAUUUGCUGAAGGUGAACAAGAUGAAAAUAGUCAUAAUCAGGAAAAUAAAGAUUUUGAUAUUUUGGAAGAAGUCUUAGGCGAAAAAAUUAAGUCGAAACAAAAACUCAAUGGCUCCAGUAAUGUACCAAGAUAUAUCAGGUAUGAUCCAUCUAAUCCGAAUCAUGCACAGUAUGAAUUAAAAAAUGAAGAAAGUCAACAAAAAAGUACAAACAAGAAGAAAAAGCAAAUAAACGAGAAGAAAGCUGAAGUAACGCAAGCCCCUGAAGUCUCUCAAGAACGUGUACAUUGUGUUAAAGUUGACCUUAAGGCAGCUUUAGGGCAAAGUGGUGGUUUCAGCAUUCGAGAGCUCUUUAGCAAUGAAAAAAUUGAGGAAGAAAAACCUGUAGAAGAAGCAGUUCCAUUGCCUUUAGGAAACUUCUGCUUGAAUGAAAAAAAUCCUUAUAAAUAUGAUUCCUCUGAUGAUGAAGAUGAAACCAAAGAAUUGAAUUCAGAAGAGAAACCUCAGAUCAAGAAGCCAAAAAAAGUAUGGACCGAACCAUUCUUUUUUGAAGAGAACGAUUUUAGAUAUCAAGAGGGCUUAGAUUUUGUGAAACGGAUAGCUGCUCAAGCAAAAGGAGGAGAUUUUGAUGAAUCUCGAGAACAAUUGAAGGACAUCGUAAAAAAGAAAAUCAGAAAUGCCAAAAGAAAGAGUAAACCGUUGAAGAGAAAGUUAGGGGGCAGUAAGAAGAAGAAAAACAAACGAUGGGAAAAAGCACUGAAAAGAUAAAAUAUGUUAUUUAUGAAUAAGUUGAAAAUUAAAUUGUUUAUAAUUCAGUUUUUAAGCUAUUUUAUUAUAAAAUGUUUAUUAGUUUAUUAGCAAUUAAUAUACAUUAUAUUCUAUAAGCUAA
This is a messenger RNA of Harmonia axyridis, 2004 nucleotides long. RefSeq names its product nucleolar protein 8. Gene Ontology annotation, molecular function: RNA binding. Bases 138 to 1883 code for a protein of 581 amino acids. The transcript has 6 exons. NCBI's taxonomy places the organism in Eukaryota, Metazoa, Arthropoda, Insecta, Coleoptera, Coccinellidae. The record is from RefSeq and is a predicted model, not a curated record.